Camellia sinensis is the source of this 1457-nucleotide messenger RNA. The record is from RefSeq and is a predicted model, not a curated record. Lineage: Eukaryota; Viridiplantae; Streptophyta; Magnoliopsida; Ericales; Theaceae.
CACCUUGAAUCUGAUUUUGGGAUUCUUCGUUAUCGCCACCUCUACUUGAGCUAGAGAGGGGGACAGAGGGAGAGACCCUGGGUGGGUUCAGUGUUAUGUUUUUGUCGCUGUGUAUUCAAAUCGGAUUACGGACUCGCCAAUAAAACCCAACCCCUCUCUCUCUUCAUCACUCUCCUCCUCCUCCUCCUCCUUCUCCUUCAAAACCCUAGAAAACGAACCAGACCUUCAAAUCCCCUGAUACACAGUUGCACAUAUACGUACGCAAUCUCUGAGGAAUUGUCGCCAUGUCUGGACCUUCGCGAGAGCAAGCGCUCUCUCUCCUUGCACAGGCCAACAACCAUGGCGAUUUGGCUGUAAAGCUCUCUUCUUUGAAACAGGCUAAAGAUAUCUUGGCUUCUUCCUCCGACCCUUCUCUUGCUUCCGAACUCUUCCCCUAUUUGGUCGAACUUCAAUAUUCUCCCGAAUUUCUCGUUCGUAAAUCCCUCAUCGAGGCGGUGGAGGAGAUUGGUUUGAAAGCAAUGAAACACUCUUCAAUAUUAAUGCCAGUCUUAUUGGCGACUUUACAUGAUAAUGAUUCUAUUGUUGUAAGACAAUCCAUUGUUAGUGGCACCAAUAUUUUUUGCUGCAUUUUGGAGGAGUUGUCAUUGCAGUUUCACCAGCAUGGUAUAGUUGAGAGGUGGCUUGAAGAGCUUUGGACAUGGAUGGUUAAGUUCAAGGAUGCUGUCUUUGGCAUUCUGUGGGAGGCUGGUUCUGUUGGUACGAAGCUGCUGGCUUUGAAAUUUUUGGAGACAUAUGUUUUACUUUUUACGUCUGGCACCGGUGAUACUGAAAAGCCUGCCUCAGAAGCUGUACCAAGAAAUGGACGGGCUUUUAAUGUUUCAUUGCUGGUUGAUGGUCACCCUGUUUUGGAUCCAGUUGCACUUACAUCAAAGGCAAAUAGAUCUCUUGGCAUCCUACUGGAUUUGUUGCACUCGGCCAGUAGUCUGCCUGGACCCUUGAUAAUAUCUGUUGUUAAUUGUUUCUCUAUUUUGAAAAUUUUGGAGGCAUUGCUAAAGCUUGGACACUGGUCGCAGUACAAGUUCAACUGCUUGUUUGUGCUUUGCAGCAUGCUGACCAGGCCUUUUAUGCGGAGUUAAAUGGCAUUGGACAUGUGCUUGGCACUGCUGAAUUGGUGGUUCAGAUAAUGGGAGAUAGGAGCUAACUGAUGCCAACACCAUCAGCAAGUGAUAGGAGUUAUUAAAAGAUGGAUAGAAUGGCCAUCUCAUGUGAUGAGAAAAAUUUACUGGCCAAGCAAUACAUUAUAUGUUUGAUAGUUUGAGAGACAAAUUGUGUCACGGUUGUGUGGUAUCUCCAACUGAUUUGCAUACAGCUGUAGCAUAAGUGUUGUUGACAAUGUAUUAUUGGAUUUUAUGACCAUUGAUGCACAGUUAAUACCAACAAUAAUCAAUUUUUUUUGA